Messenger RNA from Scomber scombrus (Atlantic mackerel), 5565 nucleotides. RefSeq names its product MAPK activated protein kinase 5 (gene mapkapk5). Gene Ontology annotation, biological process: protein autophosphorylation; Ras protein signal transduction; negative regulation of TOR signaling. The transcript has 15 exons. Lineage: Eukaryota; Metazoa; Chordata; Actinopteri; Scombriformes; Scombridae. The record is from RefSeq and is a predicted model, not a curated record. Gene Ontology annotation, molecular function: calmodulin binding; ATP binding; calcium-dependent protein serine/threonine kinase activity. Bases 641 to 2056 code for a protein of 471 amino acids. Gene Ontology annotation, cellular component: cytoplasm; nucleus.
GAUGCGUGUAUCUCCUCUGAAAACACUUUACUUUAACCUUUUCCACUACUGUCACACUGGUGUUUUUUCCGUACGAGCACCGGUUUUUAUCAUACUGUCUUGUGGAAGAAAUGUUAAUAUUAGUUUCGGUCCGUAAAGCUAUAAAACUAACUAUAACCACCGCCUGACCUGGCUUCGCCUCCUCGACGACAUAAUAAUAGCUUUCAGGUUUUUUUGGGAACACGGUGUGCUCGAUCGACACCGCUCUCAUCCAGGACAGUACCGGUGGUUUUCAGAUAGUACUUUUAGUCAACACAAUCAUUACUCGUCGUCGUGUAAAUAUCUUCACUGACUGUGGUGAUGAAGUGGCAUCGGCUUACUUGCUAGCAAAGCGAGCUAACAGCAGCCCCCCUUGCUAAAAAUACACUUUUCCUGCCAGUCCACAUUGGAUUACUUGUCUUUGGCUUUUUUCUGGUCGCCUUGCUCGGAGUUUGACACUCUACAUGGUCGCUACAGUGAAAACAAGACGACUGGAAGAGCGAGUGGGACGCCGGGGUUGUGAGCCGAGCUGGGCGGCUUCAGGUGGCUGGUCAAAGAUAAAACCCUUUGUUUCCACUGUCAACUGUCUUGAGAUUGACGAGAGACUUCAUCCACACACAUCAUGUCGGAGGAUAACAACGCAGACAAAUUCAUCAAGGAGACAUCCAUUCUCGACGAGUAUAGCAUAAACUGGACCCAGAAGCUGGGAGCCGGCAUCAGUGGACCCGUCAGAGUUUGUGUGAAGAAGUCAACUCAGGAACGCCUGGCACUGAAGAUCCUCAUUGAUCGCCCCAAGGCUAGAAAUGAGGUGCGACUCCAUAUGAUGUGUGCCAAUCACCCAAACAUUGUGCAAAUCCUGGAGGUUUAUGCCAACAGUGUCCAAUUCCCGCAUGAGUCCAGCCCGAGAGCGAGGCUCCUGAUCGUCAUGGAGAUGAUGGAGGGUGGCGAGCUGUUCCACAGAAUCAGUCAGCACAGGCACUUUACUGAAAAGAUGGCCAGCCAGGUCACUAUGCAGAUCAGUCAAGCCCUGGAACAUUGUCACUCCCUAAAUAUUGCACAUCGUGACCUGAAGCCAGAGAACCUGCUCUUCAAAGAUAACUCUCUGGACGCUCCUGUGAAGCUGUGUGACUUUGGCUUUGCCAAAAUUGAUCAAGGAGACUUGAUGACCCCUCAGUUCACUCCCUACUACGUAGCACCUCAGGUACUUGAGGCUCAAAGAAGACACCAGAAGGAAAAGUCUGGAAUUAUACCUACCUCACCCACUCCUUAUACCUAUAACAAGAGCUGUGACUUGUGGUCUCUCGGUGUGAUCAUCUAUGUAAUGCUGUGCGGCUAUCCUCCGUUCUACUCCAAGCACCACAGUCGCACCAUCCCGAAGGACAUGAGAAAGAAGAUCAUGACGGGCAGCUUUGACUUCCCUGAAGAUGAGUGGAGUCAGAUCUCUGAGAUGGCGAAGGACAUUGUACGAAAGCUGCUGAAAGUGAAGCCAGAAGAGAGGCUGACUAUUGAGGGAGUCUUGGCUCACCCUUGGCUCAACUGCACCGAGGCUCUUGACAACGUGCUGCCCUCCGCACAAAUGAUGAUGGACAAGGCUGUAGUCGCAGGUAUCCAGCAGGCCCAUGCAGAACAGCUGGCCAACAUGAGGAUUCAGGAUUUGAACGUCAGCCUGAAGCCCCUAAACUCUGUCAACAACCCAAUCCUCAGGAAGCGGAAACUACUAGGCCCCAAGCCCAGUGAUGGUUUCUUCAUUCAUGAUCCAGAGAACGGAGGGGAGGACUCCAAUGUAGCGCUGGAAAAAUUACGAGAUGUCAUUGCACAGUGUAUACUACCACAAGCAGGAGAGAACGAGGACGAGAAGCUGAACGUGGUGAUGUAUGAAGCCUGGAGGUUCAACAGGGACUGUAAACUGCUGAGAGACGGCCUGCAGGGGCUCAGCUGGGACGGAAGAGCCUUCUCCGAUAAAGUUGACCGCUUGAAGUUGGCUGAAAUAGUGAAACAGGCCAUCGAAGAGAAGACGAAUCUCCAAGAAUCUCAUUAGCGAACACAGUCUUUCUAUCUUCUUUUUAUAUUGUUUAUUAUGACCCUUUUUAACCCACAUCUCUAAAGAAGCUUUUUUAUGUAAAAUGAUGCGCUAUUUUUUUUUUUUUUUUCAUGAAUUCACUUGCAAAGACCUAUUGUACAGCUGUAGAUAUAUUUCAAAGAGGACUCAUUGGUACUAUAAUUUUUUUUAAAUGGACACUUGCAAAGAACAUGGAAAAUCCUAUAUUUUCAUUUUUGCAAAAAAAAGAAAGAAAAAAGUAAGAAAAUAAGAAAAAGAUAACAGAUAAGAUGACAAAUCAGUGAAAGAAAUUAUUUUCUGGGAGGGAAUUUUUAUUAGCUGCUUGUCCACGAUGUCACGUUUUAUCCCAAUAGUUCAUUUUAUUCAAUUUUCUGUUCUUUUAACCAUCCUAAGAUUUUAUUUAUUUAAACAAGUUCAUUAUUUUAUACUUUUCCUGUAGCCUAGCAGUGGGCUCUAAAGUUGGGAAAAGCUGUCUACGUUGUGACUCGACACACUCUCUGAGUCUUAGUCUGGGUUUAAAUGAUAUUAAUCUUUUUUGUGUGUGUGUGUAACUCGAGCUUGGCCUUUUUGUUGUAUGGAGGUCAAGGAAGAGUGGAAUAUGGAGGUAAAAGAAAGUGUUCAGCCCAACAUUCAUUUUGCCACAACUCUCCCUCUUGAAGCUGGCAAGAGACGCACAUAAUAGAUCUGAACAGACCUUAAGCAUAAACACUACGGCUUGUUUUCUUUUCUGGCUCAUGUACAAUAAAUCCACAAAUAUAUUUAAAAAUCGUAACUUUUUUUUUAGAGCUUUCAACUGACACACAAUGGUGCUCAGGCUAUGGCACAUGGUUGAAAGUUAAGAAAAAAGCUACUAAGUGGAUCUUGAGUUAAAAUGUCUUCGUCUAACUGCUGUUUCCAAAGUUAAAAGUUAGAUCCAUGUACUGUAGUUUCACAAUCUCGCUGUUCAACUCAUACAUGUGAAGUAAAGAUGCAGUUUAUUUGCUUCUGAAGUUUUUGUCUGGCAAGUUAAAAUUAUUUCAAAAAUGCUUUUUAUGUUUGCCCAUUUCUAAUGUGAUUUUAAAAGGUCUUAAGUUCAUUUAAAAUGGUUGAUCUGUGAAAUGGACAGAAUCUCAGCUAUUUGGAGUUAUAUAUCUACUUGAAUUCAGUUAAUAUUUAAAUUCUUUUUAAAGCAAGAGCAUUUGCUACUUGAGCCAAAAGAAACACAAAACCACCUGACAUUUUUUAGUGCAAUUCAGUUGACUUCUUUAUGUCAGUAGGAAAAUAUCCAUAAACAGGUCUGUUAGGAUUUCACUGUCAUUAAACUUGCUGUGCUACUGAAUGUGCAAUAGGGCAAUAAUUUAAUCAUGUGUUCAUAGUGCUUGCAUGUACAUGGAGGUGUGAUAGUUCAUAUCAGUAUGUCAGUAUUACUGUCUAAAACAGAUCUUUUCCUGCUUCAUUUCAUUCAAAUACCAACAAAUGGUCCUGCCCUUCUCUCCCCCUUUAAGUUGUUAUUAAUAUCAUAUCAUUGAUUAGUCAGAAUGAAAUGUGCUCUAGUCAUAUCUGAUAUUAUUUCUCCAAAGGAGGGGUUGAAAGAUGGGAUUCACACAGUGUGUAGAUGGCUGCGGUUGCAUCUUCUCUUGUUCAGUGCUGGAUUAUUUCUAAUUCAUGUACUUUAAUUAAAUUCAUGUGUGUUUGACCUUAAUGAGAAACUGUCUAUUCAGAGUGAUUAGCAAACACUGGUGCAAUAUAUUGUGGCUUUUCCACUGAAAACUCCAAUUUCAAUGAUUUUUUAUUUUUUUUUUAUAUAUAUUUUUUUAGAUAAACUGAAGGAUGAAGCAUUCGGUUAUGGGAUAAGAAAAUUGUUACAAAGCUAAAAACAGAUGCUCAGAGAUGUUUGACAGUGACAAUAUUUAAAUCGGACAUGAAAAGAAAAAAAUGCAAGCCUUCCUUUUGUAUGCCUGUUUUUAUUAUCUAGGAUUUGGCCUAUUGUUUUUUAUUUUAUCUUUUAGAAAAGGCAAUCAGUACUGACAUGACUCUGAAAUCAUCUUGGCCUCCUGUCUUGUUAGAAAGAAAAAUGUGAGAAACCUUGGCCAAGAUGUUGCUUCACAGCCCCCUGUUUAAAGCCCAAUGAAAAACAUUUGAAAAGGCCUUAUUGCAUGGCAGAGUUUUACAAGCAAACGUGCCUUGUUUGUUUAUCAGUGAGAAUAAAUUACAAGAUGAAGGUGAAACUCAGAAUCAUUGCAGGUAGUAUUUGUCCUUCUGGCUGUGAUUUACUUGUUUCCAUGUGGAGAAAUUGAGAUUUUAUUCCACAAUUAGAAGAGAUUAUGUCUUAAAAUGACCCUGUAACACGUCUGUCUUUAUGUUUCAUGUUGGAUAAUUUCAUUUUGGAGCACAAAAAAAACACAUCAAACGUACGUUACUGCAAAAUCAGCAGAGCUACUGUUGCUGUUUUGUUUCACUUUGACCAGGUCUGUGUGUGAGGAUGUCUAAUUAAUGUAUGUGUGUGUGUGUGUGUGUGUGUGUGUUAGUCUGACUGAAGAAAGUGUGUUGUUUUGUCUUUGUAUUUCUGGAGGCCUAUCAAUGAAUCAGAGCUGCUUCCUUUAAUCUCUUCCCCACCCUUAGAUAACAGAAUAUAUAUAUAUAUAUAUAUAUAUAUAUAUAUACCCUCAGCUGCCUGAGAGUAUUAAUAUUGAAGGGCAGUGUAUUUAUUAGCAUUUCUGUACUGUAAAGUCAAGGCAUCUAUCUUGAUAUUGAUAAUCCUCACAAUAGAAACCCCCCCCAAGGGAUCCGUUUAAUCAUGCUCACAAACCAUUUAGCUGCUCAGUUCGACUCAGUGUUAAUAAACAUUUAAAAUAAAUCUCUUGAGAUGCUACCUCCCUCCUCUGCGUCCUCUUGCUGAGUAGUUUCUACUGCAGGACGUCCUCACACUGACAUUCAAGCCUGCCUGACCCACCUGUACACACAUUUCACAAAGUAGCUUCCAUUUGUCACUUCCUCUCUCCUUGCUGAGUGGAAAAAGACAAGUUUUAUUGUUUUAUCUGAGUUUUCUCAACAUGAUAAUUAACUUUUCUUUUUUAAAUUACCAGCUCUUUAAAAAAAAACUGCAACAGUGAAGUCAGCACUUCUAGUCUUGAUAAAUACCUUCUCUCUCCUCUGCUGUAUGUGCACUCAUUAAGUACAUAGGUGGGGUUUUUUUUUUUUUUUUUGAUUUUCGAGAACAUGCUUGCUUUGGCAGAUGUGAAGAAGAGCAAAAAAAAGCACAUCAAGCAGCCAUCCUUGUUUAUGUUGAUCGGUCGGGAGGAAAUGUUUCAAAAGUAAGGAGCCUUUUCUCUGCUUUACCACUCUUGUUUCUUUUCUUCUGGUUUGGCAGUUAUGUAGCAUGUACCUGAAUCCCUCAUGAAAGUCUCGCUGUAUUUCUGUCUACACAUCUGGGUUUUUUGCCUUUUCUGCCUUCGUUGGAAUGUCAUCAACAUGCUGACUUUGUAAUAAAGGAAUUCUUGACUUUUGAA